Seminavis robusta is the source of this 3729-nucleotide messenger RNA. NCBI's taxonomy places the organism in Eukaryota, Bacillariophyta, Bacillariophyceae, Naviculales, Naviculaceae. The record is from the annotation of a GenBank genome assembly.
AUGGCGAAGGCAGCUGGUUUUUUUUCGGCCACCUGCUUGAUUGGCUGGUUGUCAUUGUUGCUACCAACUGGCUACAAUGCCGAGCCUCAGUCCAAGCCCUACAUCCCCUUUCGCACGGAUCCAACAGAACACUCUUUUGUAAAACACGUUAUUUCCUGGGAUGAUAACCGAAGUGACCGCAAGCGGAGCAAUGUCCGAAAUUUCGAUGCCAUUGCCAAUGAAGCAGCCGGCAAGAGUCAGUGUCCAUUACACUUCACAUUGGGAGUGUCGCGUCGUGCUCAUCACAAGGCCCAAAAUUCCAAUGCAUUUUCCGUUGUGCGUCCAGCAGUGGUUCAUCCUGUCUUUCCAGCCAGAGGACCAGGACGACAAAUCAUUCACACGACACUCUACGAACACUUGGACUUGCUCUCUCCUGAGAUUGCCUCGGGACCCGAAUCGGCGUCUUCCACCAUCAUUAAGGAAGGACUCAUUCAGCAUCAAGAAUUUCCGCUGCUGUUUGAAUCCUCGUCAUUUGCAUACUCGAGUCCCAUCGUCCAUGAUGUCAAUGGAGAUGCCAUUCCGGAUGCUAUUUUGAGCGACUACGAUGGUGGAAUUUAUAUCGUGGGAUUGCAUCAAGGCAAAGAUGGAAAGAGAUGGUUCCACAAAGCUCAGGUACCCAGAAUCUUUAUCAGGAAAACUUGGGUGGAAGCACGGGUCAAUGAAACUUGGAAAAAGCUACAUCCAGAAGAGCCAGAACCGGAGAAGGAACAAGAGGGUGAAGGCGAUGAGCAUGGAUCUAGGGAUCCCUAUCAUUCGUACUUUGAAUACAGCUCUGGACACAAUCAUGGUCAAAAGGAUGUCUUGAGAGGAGUCACAGCCAAUGUACUGGGGCAAAAGCCGGAAGACUUGAACGGACUCAAAAACAGACGCAGCAAAAAGCCAGGCCCAGUGAAUACGGACAGAGGCAGUGGUGAGGAGGAAGAACACGAAAAGGAAAAGAACGAAGAAGGGGAAACCAACCAUGAAGCUGUAAAUAGACGGCGCUUGCAGGAGGUUGACAUUUUGGAUGAAAUGGAUGCAUCUUUCCCUCGCAGACGGCUUCAAGAAGUCAAUCAGGAGGAAGAGAACAGACGAAGGCAAGAGGAAGAGAAUAGGCGUCGUGAGGAAGAAAACAAACGUCAUCGUGAAGAGGAAGAAAACAAACGUCGUCGUGAAGAGGAAGAACACAGAAAGCGACAAGAGGAAGAAAACAGGCGUCAUGAGGAGGAAAACAGGCGAAAGCAGGAGGAAGAAAACAAACGUCGUCGUGAAGAGGAAGAAAACAGAAAACGACAAGAGGAAGAAAAUAGGCGUCAUGAGGAGGAGAACAGGCGCAAGCAGGAGGAAGAAAACAAACGUCGUGAGGAGGACAAUAGACGCAAGCAGGAGGAAGAAAACAGGCAUCGAGAGGAAGAAGCAAAUAGAAAACGACAAGAGGAAGAAAACAAGCAUCGAGAAGAGGAAGAAAACAGAAAGCGACAAGAGGAAGAAAGCAGGCAUCGCGAGGAGGAAGAAAACAGAAAGCGACAAGAAGAAGACAACAGGCGUCGAGAGGAGGAAGAGAAUAGAAAACGACAGGAGGAAGCCCAACAGCGAGAGCACGAAGUACAACAAGAGCCUGAACGACGCGGAGAAGAGCACCAUGUGGCUGAGCGUGGAGAUUCGGCACCAGAAGAGCGUACCGAGCAAACUGAAGAAGGAGGUCCAGAUGAGGAAGCGGAAGAGAACGAGGAAGUGGAAGGCGAGGGCGAAGGAGACGACGAUGAAAGUGAAAGCGCCAGUGAAGCUGGUCCAUAUGAUGAUGCGUACCGUUCGGAAUCAAACUCGUACGGCGAUGAUAGGGAACCCCCAUCGGACUAUGGUUACGGAGGGGGAGAUGACAUGUAUGGAGCAGCAGGCGGCUAUGAUGAUUACUAUGGGCGCUACCAAAAUUACAGAGAUGAUUACUACGACGAAAAGCACUAUGUUCGCAUCAAUCCACACAUUCUCGCCACACCAACACUCGCCGAACUUCCGAAACUCUACGGGAGCGACGACGAAGUGGAAGAUAUCCUCUUUGUUCCAGUUUCCUAUUACCUCGAUGAAGACGAGUACGAAGGUCACUUGUCCUACCGUCGCUUUGAGAAUACCGACGCGGGGGACGAGACCGAGGUGCAGCGUGGGAUGUACAUUGCAAGCGCGAUUAUGUUGUUCCAGUUAAACGGGGGCGAUCCUAGGUGGGGGCGACAAGAGCAUCUAGACUUGAGCACUGACCAUUCUUCACCGCAAAACGCAACGCUGCUUGGCAAAAUCCCUGUUUCCGAAGACCACACCCACAUGGGUGCGUUUGCUUUGAGCAAGCCUGCCGUUGGAGACAUCGAUGGCGAUGGCAAACUUGAUGUAUUGAUCGGCACGAGCAUGGGGAUUGUCUAUGCAUUCGAUGCCACGCACAUGACGUUGAAAAACAACUGGCCUAUUCAAAUGCCGGCCGCUGUUGAAUCGCCGAUCGUGCUCGAGGACGUGGCUGCAAACACCAAGCUCGAAACAAUCGUUGCCGACAUUGGAGGAAACGUGGCUGUUUUCGAUGAAGACGCCAACAAGGUGUGGCACCGCGAUCUCCGCGCAGCUGCAAGCGAUGGCCCAAGUGUAGUGAGAGCAUCGAGUCCGAUGAGUCUGGGCGAUAUUAACGGGGAUGGUAUCCUGGAUAUUGUUCUUUCCCUUCAGAUUCUUCACGAACAAAGUAACAAGGAGAUUACAGUUGUGUUCGCGAUGCAUGGUUCAACUGGGCGGGACUUGGACAACUUUCCAAUUGCCUUUGAUACGCCACCUCCGCAACGAAGCAAACCCAUGGAGGACUGGGUCCACGAACAGCUUCCAGGGUUGCUUCUUGUUGACCUUCACGGCGAUCAAAGCCACGUCAAAGAUUACAUUCGCCGAAACGGAACUAAAUGGGAAAAGAGCAAUCGCAAAGCGUCUCCAGGCGGAGGAACCGCAGCAGGAUUGCACCUUGUGUUCCCGGUUGGCGAGACUCUGUACAUCAUCGAAGGUGGGUCUGGCUGUACGCAAACGUUUGGCGUUGGAGAAGAAAUGGUUUCAAUGGUGCAAGUGGAUGAUGUCCACGGUACCAACAGUCUCGAUUUGGUUGUUUCCACGACAUCUGGAAACAUUAUCACCAUGGAGUCGUCGGCUCCUUAUCACCCGUUGAACGUUUGGAACAACGGUGAUACUCGGGGACGACUUUCAGGCCCGGUUCAUGGCUUCUCGGCGUCUCAGGGUAUCUUUGUCCACGGUGUCAGUCGCGAGUAUCGAGACAUCUUUGGCGUGUUUGUCCCUGUUACGUUGGAAAUAUUUGAUAAUAGGCCUGACAUCCACAACGAGCCCGACAAGCGCGUGUACAAGGUGGAGAUUCGCGACGGCACCUCUUACAAACGGACCAUUUGGAGAAACACUUACAAUCAAACGGGAGUCUUCACGGAACGAUUAUACAUUCCACAUGGAGCAGGUUACUAUGCUCUCUUGGUUCAGAUGCGGGGAAGCAAUGGACUCGUUUACGAAGACAUGUUUCAUGUGGGCUACAAUGUGAACUACAUGGAUGGAUUUGGAAUUCUUCUUUGGUUUCCACUUUUGCUGGCUGCAGUUGCCAUCUUUCUGGGCAGUUCCAGGAACGUUCGGUGGGAUGACGAUGACUAUGAGAACGGAAACCGCGGUGGAGGGUUGGGAAUUCUUGGAUAG